Messenger RNA from Sus scrofa (pig), 1502 nucleotides. It is a transcript of the gene TIMM8A, whose product is annotated as translocase of inner mitochondrial membrane 8A. NCBI's taxonomy places the organism in Eukaryota, Metazoa, Chordata, Mammalia, Artiodactyla, Suidae. The record is from RefSeq and is a predicted model, not a curated record.
AUUUUUUUCUUUGCUUUUUGAAAUAACGUCUCGACAGCGCCACAGCGCUGGGCCGCCAGUCCUGAGACUUCUAGGCGCAGGUAGGGCGCCGCCACCGGGUCGCAGGGGCGGGAGCAAGGGGAGCCGGCGACUGGGAGGAAAGUCCGGAGAGGAGAGGGGGGGCUCCGGGGAGGGGCGUAGGCGGUCCUUGGUGCUGGGCCGCGCGCCGGCGCCGUAUGCUCACGGGGCGGUCCCGGAGGCGGCGGGUUGUGGUUCCGGUUCCGCCACGGAGACACGUGAAGGUCGGUGAGUUGGUGCGGAGUUCGUCUCGGCACGCGUGGCCGCGCUGGGAUGGAUUCCUCCUCGUCUUCCUCCGCGGCGGGUUUGGGCUCAGUGGACCCGCAGCUGCAGCAUUUCAUCGAGGUGGAGACUCAGAAACAGCGCUUCCAGCAGCUGGUGCACCAGAUGACGGAACUUUGUUGGGAAAAGUGCAUGGACAAGCCUGGGCCAAAGUUGGACAAUCGGGCUGAGGCCUGUUUUGUGAACUGCGUUGAGCGCUUCAUUGAUACAAGCCAGUUCAUCUUGAAUCGACUGGAACAGACCCAGAAAUCCAAGCCAGUCUUCUCAGAAAGCCUUUCUGACUGAUCUCAGCAUUACCUCUUUGGAAAAAGGAAGGUAGUUCAAGAAAUGAAGAGCGGUUGAUGGGAUGGUUGAAGAAAAGGCUAUGGGGGGAUUGGCUCCCACCUUGUCACUCUUGGGACAUCCUGUCUUCUGAGAAAGAACAAAGACCAAUUUUUGUGUGUGUGGGGUUUGAGGGUCAAAUGUGUUUGGGAUUGUGUUUUUUAAUGCUAAUCUUGUGAAAACAAUUGACAGAUGAAUGGAAAACUCUACUAGAUGCAUAUUACUGUGUGAGGGACGAUGCUUUUCUCAUAGCCCCAUUAAUUCACUGCUUCCUAUAAUUUUGAUAGUGGAACCACAUAGGUAAAGAUCUGUUAUUUGUGUGGAUUCAUUGAAGAUUUCUGGGGAGAUUGAUACAUAUUUUUGUAUCUCUCAGAAAGGACAGCAGUGGGGAAAGAGUAAUUUGGUACUUAACUGUAGGCCUCCUUAUCUAGUGUUGGACUAUCAGUGCUGGGGAAAAAAAUGUAUGGAAUACAGUACAUUUCAGCUUUUUAGAUUAUCUCCCUCUCUUAUAUUGUGAUUCACUUAAGUAUCUCUAUAAAGUACAGUCUCAAGCUAGUACAGGUAGCCUGAGAGUCUAGAGGCCUUUAAGGUUAAAGGAAUGUAGCCAGUAAACAUACUUGUCAUACUAAACUGCCGCAAGGAAGAAGUUAACUUACCCUGUAUAUCAGGGUUCAAAAAAAUUCAAAGAUGUGCCUAAAUGAAAAAAAAAUACGUUAUAAAAAUUUAGGCCAGUCAAAAACUAAUACAAUUUCAGGUAGAGGUGCAUGCGUAAUGUAAAUCAGUAUAGUUUCCAUUUACUGCGUUCUUUUAAUCACCGAAAUAAAAGCUUCUACAAGAUUGAA